Haliaeetus leucocephalus (bald eagle) is the source of this 3486-nucleotide messenger RNA. RefSeq names its product TATA element modulatory factor 1 (gene TMF1). The transcript is spliced from 17 exons. Lineage: Eukaryota; Metazoa; Chordata; Aves; Accipitriformes; Accipitridae. Bases 79 to 3399 code for a protein of 1106 amino acids. The record is from RefSeq and is a predicted model, not a curated record. Gene Ontology annotation, cellular component: endoplasmic reticulum; Golgi apparatus.
GCUCCCCGCCCGCCUCUGUGCUUGUGGCCCGGUGCCGCCGCCGCCGCCGCCCCCGCGCGGGACCGGGCGCCGCGGAGGAUGAGCUGGUUCAACGCCUCGCAGCUGUCCAGCUUCGCCAAGCAGGCGCUGUCGCAGGCCCAAAAGUCCAUCGACCGGGUGCUGGACAUCCAGGCCGAGGAGAGCCCCUGGCCCGACGCCGUCAUCCCCGACUACGGCGACGGAACAAAUUCUCUCAUAAGUGGAGGAUGGGAUACAUCUUCCUGGCGCUUAAGUUCAAAUACAGAACCACAGAAUCAGCCAAUAUCGCCAACAGCAAUUACUAAGCCAGUGAGGAGGACGGUAGUAGAUGAAUCUGAAAACUUCUUCAGUGCCUUUCUCUCUCCAACAGACGUUCAGAGUAUACAGAAAAAUCCAGUGGUGUCCAAACCUCCAGCCAAAUCACAGCGACCCAAAGAGGAGGUGAAAAGCACUUCAAAGGAGUCUCAACACCCCAGUCAGCUGGAAGUGCCAGUGACAACAGAGGCAGAAGUGAAGGAUUCCUCCGUAGCUGUCCUAGUAGACUUGAAAAACCUCGAUAUUCCCAAGGAGAAAUUGGAAGAGAAUUCUCUGCUUAAAUCUAAUGCCAAGCCUGAAGAAAGCACAAAUGAAGUUACUGACAAAAAGGUGUCUGCUCUAAAUUUGGAAGUACCUGAAGAUGCUCUUAAUGAAAAAUCCAGCAUAGGAGGGGAUGCAAUGGGAGGUGCACCGGAUAGCACUUCGCAGCCUCUUAAUGCAGGUACAAAAGACAUGGGUUUGGAAACUAAGGAGCGGAAGACUGAGGACAGGCAAAGCAAUACGCCUUCACCUCCAAUUAGCACUUUCUCCUCGGGGACAUCUACAACUAGCGAUAUUGAAGUGCUGGACCAUGAAAGUGUAAUAAGUGAGAGCUCAGUAAGUUCAAGACAAGAAGCUGCAGAUUCAAAAUCCAGUCUUCAUCUAAUGCAAACAUCAUUUCAGCUUUUAUCUACAUCUGCCUGUGCGGAUUAUAAUCGCUUAGAUGACUUUCAAAAAAUGACCGAGAGCUGCUGCUCCUCUGAUGCUUUCGAAAGAAUUGAUUCAUUUAGUGUACAGUCUUUAGAUAGUAGAAGUGUAAGUGAAAUAAAUUCAGAUGAUGAGUUAUCAGGCAGGGCUUCUGCUUCAGCAUCUGUUGCUGUCAGUCCUUCUGCGCCAAAGACAGAAACGGUUGAUGCCCAGAAAAAUAAAUCUGAAAACUUGAAUGACACUCCUGUUUUACAUGCUGAGGAAGCUGAGAUGGAAGAGAGUGGGAGAAGUGCAACCCCUGUUAAUUCUGAGCAGCCAGAUGUUUUGGUUGCUACUGUGCAAAAUGUUGAAGAACAGGUUGUGAAAGAGGAGACUGAGCCGCAGCAGGAUGCUGUUGAAAAAUUGUUAGAAGAGGAUGCUGAAAAGCAAGAGCUUAAAAAGAUGAUUGAUUCAUUAACUGAGAAACUGGAGAAGAGGGAAAUACAGUUAUUAAGUACUAGUAAAGAAAAGGCGCGCCUGGAAGAAGCUUAUGAUAACCUAAAAGAUGAAAUGUUUAGAAUGAAAGAAGAGAGCAGUAGCCUUUCAUCUCUUAAAGAGGAGUUUGCUCAGCGAAUUGCGGAUGCUGAAAAGAAGCUCCAGCUAGCCUGCAAAGAAAGAGAUGCAGCUAAAAAGGAAGUAAAGACUGUUAAAGAAGAAUUGGCUACUAGGCUUAAUACCAAUGAAACUGCUGAAUUGCUGAAAGAAAAAGAAGAGCAAAUCAAAGGAUUGAUGGAGGAAGGAGAAAAGCUUUCCAAACAGCAGCUGCACAAUUCCAACAUCAUUAAGAAAUUAAGAGCCAAAGAGAAAGAGAGAGAAAAUAUUAACACAAAACAGAACAAAAAGAUUAAGGAAUUGGAAGAGGAGUUGCAGCAUUUAAAACAAGUGCUUGAUGGCAAGGAAGACCUUGAGAAGCAACAUCGAGACAGCAUUAAACAACUGAACAGUGUUGUAGAGCGACAAGAAAAGGAUCUUGCUAAACUUCAGGCGGAGGUGGAAGAUCUUGAAGAACGGAACAGAAGUGUCCAGGCAGCACUUGACAGUGCAUACAAGGAACUUGCAGAUCUUCAUAAAGCUAAUGCUACAAAGGACAGUGAGGCACAAGAAGCAGCCCUAAGUCGGGAAAUGAAGGCAAAGGAAGAGCUUGGAUUAGCUCUGGAGAAGGCCCAGGACGAGGCUCGGCAGCAACAAGAAACUUUAGCAAUUCAGGUGGCGGACCUGAGGCUAGCAUUGCAACGUGCAGAACAGCAGGCAGCAAGAAAAGAAGACUAUUUACGCCAGGAAAUUGGUGAACUACAACAGAGACUCCAAGAAGCAGAGAGCCGGAACCAAGAACUAAGUCAAAGUGUUACGUCUGCUACACGGCCACUUCUCCGGCAGAUAGAAAAUCUGCAAGCCACGCUGGGAGCACAAACCUCUGCGUGGGAAAAACUGGAGAAGAACCUUUCUGACAGACUUGGUGAGUCUCAAACUCUUCUAGCAGCAGCUGCUGAGAGAGAACGGGCUGCUACAGAAGAACUUCUUUCUAAUAAAAUUCAGAUGUCUUCUACUGAAUCUCAGAAUAGUCUUUUAAGACAAGAAAAUACACGCCUUCAGGCUCAGCUAGAAGUGGAGAGAAGCAGAUUGAAGAAAAUGGAAAAUGAAAACAGUAGGUAUGAGGUUGAACUAGAAGGGCUCAAAGAUGAGUAUGCAAAAACCUUGGAAGAUGCAAAGAAAGAAAAGACGCUGCUAGCUACUCAGUUAGAAAUGGAGAAGAUGAAAGUUGAACAGGAAAGAAAGAAGGCAAUUUUUGUGCAAGAAGCAGCAAAGGAGAAGGAUCGGAAGUCAUUUACAGUUGAAACUGUUUCAAGUACUCCAACUAUGUCACGCUCUAGUUCCAUAAGUGGAGUUGACAUGGCAGGUCUUCAGACAUCUUUCCUCUCCCAGGAUGAUCCUCAUGAUCACUCAUUUGGGCCAAUAGCUACUAGUGGGAGCAAUCUUUAUGAUGCUAUAAGGAUGGGAGCAGGUUCAAGUAUAAUUGAAAACCUUCAGUCACAGCUAAAACUAAGAGAAGGAGAGAUUGCACAUCUCCAGCUGGAAAUUGGAAACCUUGAGAAAACCCGAUCGAUAAUGGCAGAAGAACUGGUUAAAUUAACAAACCAAAACGAUGAACUUGAAGAAAAAGUGAAGGAAAUACCAAAAUUACGUGCACAGUUAAAGGAUUUGGAUCAAAGAUACAAUACAAUUCUUCAGAUGUAUGGAGAGAAAGCAGAGGAAGCUGAAGAACUCCGACUGGAUCUCGAAGAUGUGAAAAACAUGUACAAGACUCAGAUAGAUGAACUUUUAAAACAAAGACAAAAUUAAUUCCUGCUGGAACUCUUAACAUUAUAUGUUAACAGAUUGUAAAGAUAAUUGUUUAUGUAAAUGCUGAAUUUAAAUGUCUUGUAAAAA